AGCACACAAAAAAAAGUCUCAAUUCUAGUCCUCACACAAACCCUCUCCCCCGCAGAAACACAAGCUACGACGUCGUUCUAGAGGAUUAAGUCCUUUCUCCUCCUCCUUUUUUCUUAUCAGUUAAAAUCACAAAUAAAUUUAAUGAUUGCCCAUCUUCUCUGGCUUCCACUGGGGUCUGAAUAUAAAUACGUAUCCUCUAGGAAGAUUUUGCCGGGGUGUUCUCUCCUAUCUUAAAGCGGCAGAUACCCAAAUCUCAUUUCCUCCACUCCAACACUCGCCCUCGGUUCAACCGAAGAAGAAAAAAAUGGGAGGAGGCAACGGGCAGAAGGCAAAGAUGGCUCGCGAGAGGAACCUGGAUAAGCAAAAAGCUGGUUCCAAGGGAAGUCAGCUUGAAGCAAACAAGAAAGCCAUGUCGAUCCAGUGCAAGGUGUGUAUGCAGACAUUCAUUUGCACCACAUCGGAGGUGAAAUGCAGGGAGCAUGCAGAAGCCAAACACCCCAAAUCUGACGUCUAUGCGUGUUUCCCCCACCUCAAGAAAUGAAGUGUGGGAGAAGAACUAGUGGAUACGGAUUCAACGCUCCAUCUUUAUUGUCUUGUAAUCGAGUUUGGAACUUUGCAAAGCAAUUCAUUCAAAUUCAUGGAUGUCAAUUGCGAUGUAUUGUGGAGUGUGUUUAUAUUACUAUGAUGCCUUGGUUACAUUGUCGACUUUAUCUUUA
This is a messenger RNA of Populus euphratica (Euphrates poplar), 716 nucleotides long. RefSeq lists its product as uncharacterized. Lineage: Eukaryota; Viridiplantae; Streptophyta; Magnoliopsida; Malpighiales; Salicaceae. The record is from RefSeq and is a predicted model, not a curated record. The transcript is spliced from 3 exons. The coding region runs from base 305 to 541 and encodes 78 amino acids.